GCUGUGUCGAAGGGUGGUUCGCAAGCCAAGAGCGAGGGCACAACGCGAGCCCCCUUGGUCCCACGGGCGUGCGAGCCACGCGAAUCGCGGCAGCUUCACCUGGUUCCUUGAGCUUCGUGACAUUCACGACCAGAGUCGCGAGCCAGCUCCGGGAACCCACGGAUCACGGGAGAUGACAACUAGUCUGAGGUGGUGGAAUAAAGAUACCAUCAGGAACUGGAAUCUGUAUGAAGUCUUCCAUCACUGACUCAAGGUUCAUGCUCACAGUCUACAUGCUCUGAGAAACUAGAAACCCGAAUUAACCCAAAGUUGGCCCAGAAGACCUGUCUGAAAUGUGGUGGUUUCAGCAAGGCCUCAGCUUCCUUCCAUCGGCCCUUGUAAUUUGGACAUUUGCUACCUUCAUAUUCUCAUAUAUCACUGCAAUAACACUUCAUCAUGUUGACCCUGCAUUGCCUUAUAUCAGGGUAUCUGGUGUAAGAACCCUACAUACUCUCUCUUUGUCUUUCAGUGACACAGGGACAAUACCUCCUGAAAGAUGCCUCUUUGGAGUAAUGCUAAAUAUUGCUGCAGUUUUAGGCAUUGCUACCAUGUAUGUUCGUUACAAGCAAGUUCAUGCACUGAACCCUGAAGAGAACCUUAUCAUCAAAUUAAACAAGGCUGGCCUUGUACUUGGGAUACUGAGUUGUUUAGGACUUUCUCUUGUGGCAAAUUUCCAGAAAUCAACACUAUUUAUUGUACAUGUAUGUGGAGCUGCCCUUGCCUUUAGUAUGGGCUCAUUUUACAUGUUUGUUCAGACCAUCCUUUCCUACCUAAUGCAGCCCAAAAUUCACAGCAAACAAAUCUUCUGGGUCCGACUCCUGUUGGUUAUCUGGUGUGGAGUAAGUGCGCUUAGCAUGAUGACUUGCUCAUCAAUUUUGUACAGUAGUGAUUUUGGUCCUGAUCUAAUACAGAAACUACACUGGAACCCGGAGGACAAAGGUUAUGUGCUUCACCUGGUUACUACUGCAGCAGAAUGGUCCAUGUCAUUUUCCUUUUUUGGAUUUUUCCUGACUUAUAUUCGUGAUUUUCAGAAAAUUACUUUACGGGUGGAAGCCAAUUUACAUGGAUUAACCCUCUAUGACACUGUUCCUUGCCCUGUUACCAAUGAAAGAACACCACUGCUUUCCAGAGAUUUUCAGUGAAUGGAUAUAAGUCUUCUGUGAUGAUUGUGAUUCUCAGGGACUGAGAAAAGAUGCACAAAAGUUGCUUAUUAUACUGUGAAAAUUUGAAUCAAUUAAUCAAGGCUGACAGUGACAUUAAUGAAAGAUGAUAUCAGGAAAAAUGUAAUAAGCCAUCUGAUAAGUUGUCUUAAAGGAUGUUGUUAAGAAGCCCAUUUAAAAACAUGUCUAGACUUUUUAUAUCCAGAAAAUAAAACCAAAGGAUAUCAUGAAAGCCUGAAGUACACCGAGUAGUCUCUAUACUUGGCCUUAAACAUAUUAUGUUAUUUUAAAAGCGUCUUUUGUUAGGAGUACUUUUAUGAGAGACAUUUUCUGUGGCCCACAGUAAUCAGCAUUGGUAACCAAAUCAUUUGGAAUCAGGGCUUAAAACUGAAGUUUUAUUAUAUUAAUACAUUUCUUACAGUGUUUAAAAAUGUGUUGUUGUUGUUGUUGUUGUUGUUGAAUCUUUUCUGUAAAUAGGAGCCUGUCUGAAAUAAUCUGAGUUCUUUGAUGGCUUAAAUUUUGCCUCCCUGCACCCCCAAACAGACACAAAAUCAAUGGGUAUUUAUUUUAUUCUGACCACAUGAAUAUUAACAGAUCUAUCAUAUAUGCUUAUAAUUUCAUCAAGUCUGGUUUCUGAGAUUAGAAUUUUUAAUUUGCUACCAUUUUGUUCUUUAUAAAAUAAAGGUUACGGCUGAUGACAUUGCUCAGUAGUGUAAAUUACUUGCUGCUAACCCUGACUAUAUGAGUUCAAUAUGUAGGAUCCACAUAGUCAAAAGAAAGAAAAGACUCCUACCAGUUAUCCUUUGGCCUUGACCUCCAUAUGCAUAUACACAUACACAAUAAGUAAAUGUGAUAAGAGAAAUAAAGAUUAAUGUUCCUAAAUAAGAUUGCAAAGUCUGUAAACAAAAGGAAAUAUGAUUAUUAACAUAAAAAUUACUCUAUAUUAUAGUCAGGAUCUUUGAUUUUUCAUUUAGAGAAAUUUAUAAUUAGUAGUAAAAUUAGUUUUGAGCAGAUAUUUAGUCUUUUUAUUAGAAUGUGAUCCUUUUAAAACCUAAAUCUGAAGAAGAAACUGAAAUCCAAAAUUAAAUUCUGAAUCUUUUUCUCUUGUCAUGCAAAUGAUUAUGAAGUUUCAAUUUAGAUUCUCUGUAUAAAUAAAGGAUGGUUAUAUGGGAUGGUUUCUAGAUGCCUACUAGGAUUAAAAAGAAGGAAAUGUUGACCUAAAUAAUAUCUGGGAUCAAAUUAGUUUGUAAAAUAAUCCUUGAUGAAUACUAACAUAAUUUAUAUUUUUAGAAGAAAUGGAGCUGAAACCAGAAGAAAAAAUGGGAAGCAAAAGUUUAAAAUAUAUCAAGAAGGAAUUUAAGGAAAACCGUUUAAAUGGUGGAGAUGUAGACUUCAAUUCUAAGUUUUUGAAUCUCAAAUUUCAUAACAGUAUUUGAAGAAAUAUCUUAGAUUAGUAGAGAAAUAGAGUAUUUACCUAUGGGAAGCUACAGUCAACAAUUUAGUAAAGAUUGAUUGAUUGAUUGAUGUCGUUACUACUAGAAAAAAUUGCAUACAGAUUAUGAUUAAAUCCUUUAAAAAAGAAUGAUGUAACCACAUAUGGAAAAUAUCUUUUUCUAUAGUUUUCUCUCUACCAAUAAUUUAAGUUAUGAAGCAUCCAUGGUAUUAUGAGAAGUAAAUAAUACUAAGUAAUAAUUCCUAGAGUGGAAAUUCUUGAAAGCAAAUCCCUUGCCAGUUCUGCCAAAGGCAGGUAUGGAGUAACAGAUGAAAAUGUUUGUUUGUUUGUUUGUUUUUUAAUUUUCAGAGUUUAUUGGAGAAUUCUUCCAAGUAUUUAGGUUAUAUGUAAAACUAAACCGUACAUAGACACUUUAAAAAAGAAAACACACAGUCAACUGUGGUCUAAAAACAUUAAAUGAAUAAUACUAGAACUCCUCAAUUGGUAAGUUUUAAUUGAGUCUUUUAAUGAAAUCUUGUAUCAUGUCACCUGACCUGUGAAUCAUCCCUUUGUCCCUGAGUCAUGCUACCUUUAGUGGCGUCCCACUUGUCAAAUACAGUGCUGUGAUUGAGAAACUCUUUUUCUUUACUGGAUGUGGCUCAAAACUACAAAUGCAGUAAUGCUGGCAAUGUAGAUAUGCUAAAGAAAAGCCAUAAAUUAAGUCUUUCAUAUAAAACCUCAUAUAAAAGUUCAUGACUUAAUGCUGAAGGAAAAACUAUCAUAUGCUGAAGUUGGGAGGAACUAACAGUUAUAGCUACAUUACAUGGCUUUAAGUAAAAGAAGCUAGAAAUUUGUGUACGUAUAUGUAUGCAUACAUGUAUACACACACACACACACACAUGGUUUAGUUAUACACUAUUUUCAGUUGUGUAAUGGAAAUCUUGGAAUGUAUCCCUAAAGGAUGAGGGGUGUUACUAAUUAUAAAAUAAAAGUGGCUUUUAUUUUGUUCUUUGCAUUUUUCUUUGUUUUAAACUUUUUCUUUGAAAUAAUUAUGUACACUGUAGGAAGUUGCUAAAAUAGUAUGAUAUCCCAUUCACUUUUCACCUGUUUUCCUCAGUUGUAAUAAUUAAUGUAACGAUGGUAAAAUAUUGGAAUUAGGAAAUUGCCAAUGACAAUAUAAUCUUAUCUAGGUUAUAUAAGCCCAUGUUUACCAUGUACGUGUGUUUAUAGUUUUGUGACAGUUUAUUUCAUUUGUAUAAUGUAUGACCACAUUUAACAUACAGAACUUUGUAUUGUCACAAAGAAAAUCCUUCACACUAACCCUUUUUAAUCCAUUCAUACAGUCUCAUAUCUAAGCACUUGAAAACACUAAUCUCUUUACAUCCAUGGUUUUUCCGUUUCAGGAAUAUAGUAUAGAAUUAUAUGUCAUAUAAUCCUCUGAAAUUGACUCUACAUUACACGUAGUGCCUUUUGAUUCAUCAACCAGUUAAUGUAGCAUUGGUUCCUGUUGUAUUUACAAAUGAAAUUCUAUUGUAUAGUGUGUGCCAGACUAUUUAAUGGUCAUCCAUUGGAGCAUAUUUGGGCUACUCUCAAUUUUCAAUUCUUAUUGGUACAAGGCUUUGUGUCAAUGUCAACUUUAAUUUCUUUAAUAAGAAAUACCCAAGACUGAGCAUUAGCAUACAUAACAAGUGUACAUUUAGUUAUUUUUCAAAUUGCUGGAGUGUUUUCUUGAGUACUAAUGAUACCAACUUACAUUUCAUAGCUAACAAGUAAGUCUUUAUCAUCCUUUGAUGAUAUUGACACUUUUUAAUUUUAGGUAUUUUAAAUAAUUCUAAAGUAUUGUCUUGAAUUUAACUGGCAUUUCCUCAUAGAUAAAGA
Molecule: messenger RNA, 4509 nt
Organism: Mus pahari (shrew mouse)
Lineage: Eukaryota; Metazoa; Chordata; Mammalia; Rodentia; Muridae
Gene: Dram2
Product: DNA damage regulated autophagy modulator 2
Exons: 9
Coding region: 333-1181 (282 amino acids)
Biological process (GO): photoreceptor cell maintenance; regulation of autophagy
Cellular component (GO): lysosome
Source: RefSeq, a predicted model, not a curated record